AUGGCAGCCUCUGGGCCACGCGAUCUCUUCGUGGAGGAGUUGGGAGCCAGGGAGCUUCCGAACCUCCAUUUGCCUGGAUCCCGGGUGGAACAGACAGGCAGUGUGACAUGGCAGCAGGACACGGCAGGCAACUGGACACGUCUGGAGGGGUCUGCUACUCGCUCAGAAACCACAUCCAGGGGUGCUGAGGCCCAGCCCAUCACCACUUUGCGGGUCAUAAACCCCAGCAAAGCCACUGGAAACCAGCAGCACCUACAUCGGGAGUUGCUGUUCACCCAUCGCAAAGGCCUGAGCCUUCGUUCCAAGCCAGAGCUGCUCCAGGUUCUAGAGUAUCGGAAUCGGCGCCGGGAUGGGACAGAGGGCGGCUUGAAGCCAUCGCCCCUUGAGCAGGAGCUUCUGCGCUGGCAGCAGAGACGGGAACAGCAUCAACAGCAGGAAGCAACAGGGGAUCCUGGUGGGAGCCAGCCAGAGUUCGUAAAGGUCCGGGAAAAAUUACGAAGGACACCACAGCAACAGGAUCCCUCUCCCCAGCAUGCAGUCCCCUCCCCAGUAUCUAUUCCCUUCCUGUGUCAUCUCACUGACAGAAAGCCCUCCCAGGUCCUGGUCAAGCACUCUCCUGUACCCCUACAGGCUGCAGUUUCACAUCCUCAGGGUUUGCUCAAGGCCUCUAGUCUUACCUCCGUCCCAUCAAAGCAUUCUCGUGCCAAUACAUGA
This is a messenger RNA of Python bivittatus (Burmese python), 714 nucleotides long. RefSeq lists its product as uncharacterized. Lineage: Eukaryota; Metazoa; Chordata; Lepidosauria; Squamata; Pythonidae. The record is from RefSeq and is a predicted model, not a curated record.